This is a messenger RNA of Bacidia gigantensis, 1266 nucleotides long. RefSeq lists its product as uncharacterized. The record is from RefSeq and is a predicted model, not a curated record. Bases 1 to 1266 code for a protein of 421 amino acids. The transcript has 5 exons. NCBI's taxonomy places the organism in Eukaryota, Fungi, Ascomycota, Lecanoromycetes, Lecanorales, Ramalinaceae.
AUGCCUAGUCCACCACCAGAUGUCAUUGCCUACCAGAGGAACCAUGCGUCAGACUUCAACGCUGGAGGCCUCGAGGCAUUCAUCAUUGCUGGUGUUUGCAUCAUUACCAUCCUGGUGGGGUUGAGGUUGUGGAGUAGGAAAAUGCAGAAGAUUGCAUGGAAAUCCGACGAUUUCACUUUGAUUGGCGCCCUGCUGAUCACAAUUGGAGAUAUGGUGUGCAAGAUACUCUUCUUUAAGUUUGGCUUUGGACGCCAUUUCUACUCACUGCCGUUCGAGGAGCGAGUUCAAUACAAAAAGUGCGGCUACUCCUCGAACAUCCUCUAUACCACGUCCUAUCCAUUAUCUCGCAUCUCCCUCGUCCUUCUCUACCAUCGCAUCUUUGUUCAAAAAUGGUUCCGAACAGUUUGCUGGAUGUUCGUCGCGAUUUUCUUCGGUUACGCUCUGUCUACCGCCAUUGCGGACGUCUUCCUUACUGUUCCCGUCAACGCACGUUGGAAUAGUAGAGUGAAGCCUGUUCGCACGGUAGACCAGAUCAAACUCUUCGUCGCCAACGCUGCUUUCAACAUCACUACAGACAUUCUUUUGCUCCUUUUACCGACCGUCACAAUCUGGCGAAUGAGGAUGACAACGAUGCACAAAAUCGGCUUAACCGCAAUUUUCUCCUUAGGAGUAUUGACCAUUAUUGCGAGUUUCUUCCGCUUGAAAUACUUCUAUAAAGUCGACGGCAACGAUCCCACGUGCGAAGGGGUCGAAUCCUGGCCAUUCCCCACCAAGGACCUUAGCCCUACCACCACACAGACCAAAAGCGAAAGCCGCAGCAUGAGCGAGACAAAUGGUAAAGAAGUGAAUGAGGCGCAUGCUAAGCACCAGCCGACGUAUGAGUUAUUGCCCAUACCAACGACUCCACAGCCUCUUCAUUAUCCUGCCACGCCGAGUCAUUUGGAAGAUGGCAAGGCUGCAAUUUUCACGAACCCGAUAACUGCGACAGCAGCAGGACAUGCGGCGGGAACUACCCUGCCCGGGGAUAUCCCGUAUGUCGGUAUAGCGAGAAACGCGCACGGUAUGGCAUUGGAUCAGGAAGCUGCGCUCGCCUCUCUUGACCCGCGAUAUGAAUCUCAGAAUCUCAAUUCACACCGGGCCGAAGUAACUCAUGAGCCAACUGCCGGUGACGGGGAGUGGGGUGGUAAAGGCCUGAUGCAUGAUGAGGUGCCACAAGGGAUGAUUGCAGUGAAGCGAGAUUGGAAAUUAGAGGAGAAAAGAACAUAG